Molecule: messenger RNA, 750 nt
Organism: Penicillium coprophilum
Lineage: Eukaryota; Fungi; Ascomycota; Eurotiomycetes; Eurotiales; Aspergillaceae
Exons: 2
Coding region: 1-750 (249 amino acids)
Source: RefSeq, a predicted model, not a curated record
AUGGCAUCAGUGCCUCGACAGCCUGGGAAUCCACCUCCUCCAUGUCCCGCUUGGGUCUUUUCCAUUCACUCCAACACCCAUGUUGCCAAAGAUCGCUGUUGGUUCGGAAUAGACUACAUCCCCUUCAAGUCUCAUGUCACGGAUAUGGCUGGAGGCUCGGUCGAAGUCAUUGGGAUGGGAACUGUCAACAUAACCACCAUGAGCUCGCCAACCCAGACCGAUCAGGAGUCGUACAGCUCCAUCAGCUUGAAGAACGUGUUGCACACACCUGCGAUACUCUGCAACAUCAUUGGAAGUCCCAUAACGCACAGUCACACUAUCGUUUGCGGGCCCACCACCUCAACUAGCUCCGGUCGAAUUAUGGACGACUCCGAUGGUCGUACCGUGGCCUACUUCAAGUCCAUGAGUCAAGGCCCCCGGCUGUACCAACUUCAGGUUAGCGCGCCUCCAUACGGCUAUCAGUUUGGGGCUUCGCCUUUGCUCCCAAACGGGCACUAUAUGAUUCAUGCCUUCUGGCCUCAGCAUGAACGGCAGAGAUUUGCAAUCUUGAAAUCCCGCGGCCUGGUCCAAGCCUCAGGCGUAGAGGCGCUAACAGAAUCUGAGAGACAUUGGUUCAGGAAGAGGCAUAUGUCCGAAGAUGCGAUUCUACUUGCCUACGGGUUGAACAAACACAGGAAGGAGCAUCGAGAGGAAGGCCGUGCUAUCAUGCGGAUUCUUAAGUCCCAUGCUGAGAAUGAGCCAAUAGUUUGA